Procambarus clarkii (red swamp crayfish) is the source of this 6316-nucleotide messenger RNA. The record is from RefSeq and is a predicted model, not a curated record. Lineage: Eukaryota; Metazoa; Arthropoda; Malacostraca; Decapoda; Cambaridae.
GGAGAGGAGGAGGGGCAGCAGGCGAGGGAGGCCAGUGAACAUGCAGACCACUGGAGUGUGUGUGUGUGAUGGCCACAAGUGUACAGCCGCGGCCCCGUCCUCCCACCAUGACCGCUGACAGCACCACCAGUGUUCAUUAACGUGCAGGAAUGGUCUCUACCACAAAAUAGCGUUGAGGUUUUACAGUGAAAAGCUUGUGGAUUCUUGAGGCCUAAGCAAAAUUCUUUGUUGCCAGUGAUUCACAAGGCCCCGUAUCUCCUAUUGGCUCAUUUCCUCAAAGAAAGUGUUAUUGAGAUGCUUACAGAGGUCUGAAAGACUAUAAUAAAGGCCAUAGGUACGUUAAAGUAUCAGAAGCGAGCAUUUACCUGGGUUACUGCAUCACCUGGCCACCCUCUCUCUCUCCUGCGACAGUAUGGUCAUACCCAUGGACACCAUGGGUAAGGGGUGGGUAGGGAAGCAGAAAAUGGGAAGUGGUACAUCAGGCUUACAUAAAUUCUGGCUACUUCUGUGGAAGAACUGGAUGCUACAACGCCGAAAAAAGAUUCAGACUGUGGUUGAGGUUUUUCUCCCUGUGGUGUUUUGCGUCCUCCUGGUUAUUAUUCGGGACCUAGCACCGUACGGCGUCAUCCCUAACCCCACUUUCUACGAACCAUUCAGCAUUUCUGAAUUACCGACAAAUUUAGUGCCAAAGGAUGGUGGUGGCUUUUUUGAUGGCCUAUCAAAGGAAAUAUUUGGCGAUUCACUAGAUCGACGCAGAAGGUCAUUGCAUGUUUUGAACUCGAAAAGUCUUUCAUAUCCAUCAGGGCUACAAAAGUCCCCUCUAUCAAAUCACUCUCAGUACAAGAAAUACUUGGAAAAAUUAAAAAAAUCAAAGCACAGGAAGAAGAGGUUUUUAGAUUUUUUUGAUUUUUGGGGAGACACUAUCUGGCCACUAGCAUACUCGCCCAAUAACACAGCUGUACACAAGUUGAUGUCCAUAGUGACAAAGAGACUCAGUGUUGAUAUUGAAGCAGGCUUUGGUUUUUCAACUGAAGAAGAGCUGGUGAAAUACCUCACCAGGUUCUCUAAGAAGAAUGAUGAAGAUUCUAUUGAGGACGUUCUGGGAGGUGUUGUGUUCACCAAUGCAUUUCCUGACGACGAUAUUCUUCCUGAAAAAUUAAAUUACAAAAUCCGAUUGAAAGGCUCAUUGCGGAGUUCUGAAAAAAGGAAUCCCUUUCUUCCUCCACCUCAAUGGUACACCGAGCUCUCGUAUCCACUCUUCCAAGUUCCAGGUCCACGAGACCGGGACAAGAAUAAUGGUGGAAGACCUGGCUACUAUGAUGAAGGAUUUUUGGCUAUUCAACAUGCAGUUGACAUGAGCAUUGCAGAAUAUUUUAGUGGCUUAAACCCUGAUCGUUUUUAUGCAGUACAAAUGCAGCGAAUGCCAUACCCAGCCUUCAUAGAUGACAAUUAUCUGGUGGCAUUACAGGCAUGGUUGCCAUUUGUUCUUCUCGUAUCAUAUAUUUAUCCCGCUAUCAACAUUGUCAAGAGCGUUGUGUAUGAGAAAGAAAAAAAACUGAAGGAAUCUAUGAAAAUGAUGGGUUUACAAAACUGGUUACAUUGGUCUGCCUGGUUUAUUAAAUCUUUCAUGUUCUUGGCUACAACUACAGCAUUUAUCACCAUCCUUCUCUGUAUACACUGGCAUGGAGCGGGAAGCCUGGCGGUGCUGAGCAAGAGUGACCCGUCUCUAUUGUUUGUGUUUCUUCUCCUGUAUACAACCUGCUCCAUUAGUUUUGCCUUCUUCCUCUCUACACUCUUCUCAAAAGCCAAUAGUGCAGCCGCAGCAACUGGCCUGGUGUGGUUCUUCACGUAUGUCCCGUACAUGAUACUCCGGCCACGUUAUGCCACCCUCACAUUCACUAACAAGAUUAUGCUUUGCCUUCUCUCCAAUACUGCUAUGAGUCUUGGGUGCCAGCUUACUUCCAUGUUUGAAGGUACUGGUUCGGGCAUACAGUGGAAUCUCCUCUUCAGUGGGGUCUCUCCUGACGACUCUUUUACUCUGGCUCACGUGUUUGGUAUGCUGAUCUUGGACGUCGUUGUCUUCUCAUUCUUGACAUGGUACAUUGAAGCUGUGUGGCCUGGAGAAUUUGGAGUACCACUGCCUUGGUAUUUUCCAUUUCUGAGUUCAUAUUGGAUUGGGAGACAGAGAGAGAAUCUGCAUCACAGUGUAAUCCACCCUAUUGCACAAGAUGCUAGUCUCUUUGAAGAGGAGCCACAGGGAAAACGUGCUGGAGUGCAAGUUGAAGGUCUUACCAAGGUGUUUCCACGAGGUCAUAAGGUUGCUGUAAACAACAUGUUUUUGAAUAUGUAUGACGGCCAGAUAACAGUACUCCUGGGCCAUAAUGGUGCUGGCAAGACAACAACGAUGUCCAUGUUAACAGGCCUUUACCCUCCAACAUCGGGCACAGCACGUGUGGGAGGCUAUGACAUAGUGUCAGAGAUGGGGGCUGUGCGACAUUCUUUGGGCUUGUGUCCACAGCAUGAUGUAUUGUUUGAUGAGCUUACAGUUGUUGAACACAUUAAAUUCUUUAGUAAGUUGAAGGGACUGUCUAGUGAUAAAGUGAAUGCAGAAGUGAACAACAUGGUAGAGAAGCUUAAGCUGCAAGACAAGAGACAUGCCAUGGCAAAAACCCUGUCUGGAGGAAUGAAGCGAAAACUUUCUGUUGGUAUUGCUCUCUGUGGUGGGAGUCGUGUUGUCUUCUUGGACGAGCCCACAUCUGGCAUGGAUCCAGGAGCACGGCGACUUAUCUGGGAUUUACUUCAAGAAGAAAGAUCUGGACGUACCAUUCUUCUCACGACGCACUUUAUGGAAGAGGCUGAUCUUCUCGGAGAUAGAAUUGCCAUCAUGGCAAAUGGUGUUGUUCAGUGUUGUGGCUCUUCAUUGUUUUUAAAGAGGCAUUAUGGUGCUGGGUAUCGUCUGAUUAUAGUAAAAGAAAAGGGAUGUGAUGUGAGCGCCAUAACUGAUGUGUUACAAGCUCACAUUUCUGAUGCUGAACUGGAUCAGAAUAAUGGAGCAGAACUGUCCUAUGUGCUUCCUAAUGCUGACGUGGCAAAGUUUGAAGCUUUAUUCCUUGAACUUGAAAAACAGAAAAAACACCUAAUGAUUUCCAGCUAUGGUGCAUCUCAGACCACUAUGGAUGAAGUCUUUCUGAGAGUUGGUAAGGCAAUUGAUCCAGACAUCAUUGGUCAUCUCCACAAAGCUGUUACUCCAGCACCAAACGGCAAGAGUAAAACUAACGGCAAACUCAACAGCGUGGAUAGAGAGAAUGGACUAUUACUUGACAUUGAACAAGGUGACGCACUGCCUGAAGUGGCAGAUGUGCAGCAGAAUCAAGGGAGAGUGACAGCCACUUGGUUUAAUGCAGCCAUUCAACGUGUCACACUUGUCAUUGAAAAUGCCAAAGAUGUGGCCUCCAACCACCUGCAAUCGUCUACGCCACGCCGAGUACCAUUGCAGAGAAAUACUGGUUGUUUUCUUCUCCUGCAGCAGUUCAGGGCAAUGCUGGUCAAGAAGAUUUUAUACACAUUUAGAAACCUCUUUCUCACCUUAGCACAGAAUGUCAUCCCAGUUUCAUUCUUAAUUCUGGCUCUGGUUGUUGUUCAGACUCUGCCUGGAGUUAAUGAUUCACCACCACAAGUUCACUUUACUCUGGAUAAAUUUGAUGGCACAGUCUCCACCCUUCAAGUACUUCAAUCAAACAAUUACACGGAGGAUCUAGAAAAAGCCAUCGAGCCGAGUUUUUCUGAACGUAACAAGAAAGUUGUAAUUCAACCAGAUACCAAUUUCUCAACAUUCAUCCUAAAUCAGACAAGUAGUGACCUUCCAUCUUUUAACCAGCAUUGGAUAGUUGGUCUACAGAUUGAAGGUGUUAAAGAUGGAGCCAACAUCUUGGCUAUUUUCAACAAUCAACCCUUUCACACCCCACCAUUGGCUCUGACCAUUGCAGAUCGUGCUGUGUUAAAAGCUAUGACAGGGAAGAGAAAUAUUUCUGUCUCAACGGCUAAUCAUCCAUUACCUAGAACUGACAUAGAAAAGUUAACACAAGACCAGCGGCAAAACUUGGGUUUUCAGAUUGGCUUCAAUUUGGCCUUUGGAAUGUCCUUCUUAGCAGCUUCCUUUGUAAUAUUUAUCAUCCAAGAACAUAGUACUAAAGCCAAACAUCUCCAGUUUGUAUCUGGUGUGAAUUUCAUCACAUAUUGGACUGCCUUAGCUCUCUGGGAUUUCAUCCUGUUCAUGAUUCCUUGCUGUUUAUGUCUUCUAUGUCUGUCUGUGUUUGGUCUAAAGGGGCUGAGUGAAGGAGAGCAGCUGGGAAGAAUCAUGCUGAUAUUCGUUCACUACGCUUGGGUGACGUUACCUCUGAUGUACCUCUGCUCAUUCUUCUUCAGUGUGCCUUCUGCUGGAUUUACUAGAAUGAUUAUCAUUAAUAUAAUUUCUGGCAUGGCUACAGUCAUCACUGUGACCAUCCUUCGCAUACCAGAUCUGGAGCUUGGUCAUGUGGCAGAUCUGCUGGACUGGAUAUUUCUCCUUUUCCCAUCUUAUGCUAUGGCUGCUGCUAUUACUGAUGUAUAUAGUAAUUAUAGGUCUACAGAAAUUUGUAGCCGUUCCACUGUUAGCUUGAUAUGCUCCUUGGGGAUUGCUCCAAACCCCUGCUGCAGAGAAACUGGUGAAUGUGGAAGCUUUGGCUGUGUCAGCUGGAACCUAGAUUUUCUUGCAUGGGAAAAGCUUGGCAUUGGCCGAAUGUUGGUAUUCAUGGGUAUAGAAGGAAUUUUGUUCUACUUCCUCAUUGCCCUAACAGAGCUGAAAGUCUUCCAGAGACUCAGAUACUUAUUAGCUCGAGUUUGGCAUAAAGUGGCUGUUAAGCCUAUGAAAGAUUCUGAGGCAGGAAGUGACUUGAUUACUGAAGAUGAAGAUGUCAAGGCUGAGAGUUUACGUGUACAUAAUACCCCUAUCGACCAACUUCAGCAGACAGAUAAGCUAAUUUUUAGGGACCUGUGCAAAAAUUACGGUGGAGACUUCAUGGCAGUGAACCAUCUCAACCUUGGAGUACCUCUAGGCGAGUGUUUUGGCCUUCUUGGAAUUAAUGGAGCAGGAAAAACAACAACAUUCAAAAUGCUUACUGGGGAUCUACCUGUAUCUUCUGGUGAUGCAUUUGUGAAUGGAUACAGCAUUAAAUCUGAUCUGAAGAAGGUUCAGCAGGAGAUAGGAUAUUGUCCGCAGUUUGAUGCACUACACGAUCACAUGACUGGUAGAGAGUCACUUCGCAUGUUUGCACGCCUGCGUGGAGUUCCCGAGCGCCAGAUUGAGGAAAUGAUUAAUAGUCUUGCUGAGCAACUUCUUGUUACACACCAUUUGGACAACUUGUUUGGCAACUACAGUGGAGGAAAUAAGCGUAAAUUGAGCACUGGAGUGGCUUUGGUGGGAGACCCUCCACUGGUGCUGCUAGACGAGCCAUCAUCGGGGAUGGAUCCUGUGGCGCGAAGGUUGCUCUGGGAUGUCCUCACUUCUGUAAGGGAUGCUGGUAGAAGCAUUAUACUCACCUCUCAUAGCAUGGAGGAAUGUGAAGCGCUCUGCACUCGUUUAGCCAUCAUGGUCAAUGGGAAAUUCUGCUGUAUAGGAUCACCACAACACUUGAAGAACAAGUUCAGUGAGGGCUACUCUGUCAUCAUCAGAGUUUGUAUGUCUAGUUCCCAAGAUGGCCAUGACCCUAGCCUUGCAGAGAUGCCACCAGAAAUGCUGACUGUCAAACAUUUUAUUGAAAAAAAGUUUCCAGCAAACCAUUUGAGAGAAAUGCAAUGGGGACGGUUGGAAUAUUUCAUUCCUGUUGAGGGCUGCACAUGGUCGUCAGUGUUUGGUACAAUAGAAAGAAAUCGCCACGAGUUGCCAAUUAACGAUUACUCGGUUACUCAAACCACACUUGAAAGGGUUUUUCUGACAUUCACCCGUGGACAAAGACCUGAUGGAAAUGACAACAGAUAGGGGCAGGACUGUCGUUAAAUUCUUAAUUACAGUAAGAAAUAGCUUGUCAAUUAUAUUGUAAAAGUAUUCAACUUGGUUUCAAUACAAUAUUGACAAGCAAGUUGAUACUAAAUGUUAGUACAGUAUUAGCUUGGACACACACUAGUCAUGGAAUGUUGUAUUUUUAAGUAUGAUUGGUAAGGUAAUGUGAGGGUUGGGCGAGUAUUUGAGCUUGUAUUUUAAAGGUAUUUAAAAGUAAUUUUUUAAAGCAUCAUUAAACAUUUUUGUGAUGUGCAAUGCUCAUGUUAAUAUUUGCCAAAA